AUGACCAUCACCACGCCACCUCUUGUUCAGCAUGGGGAUGCGCAGCACGCACAUGCUCGCUGCCAUGCUACAAGCGACAUCAGCAAUGGAGCGCAAUGCUCCGGACAACGUGACCCUACGAAGUUUGUAAAGAAGUCACAGUUGGUGACGCCAGCGGGUAUCGAUCACGACUUCAACUUCCUUACAGGCAUAGAGCGCGACAUUGAGAAAGCGGAACAGAGUCUCGCUGAGAAGACCGUCGUGGAUUCAUCAACGUCACACUCGUGGUCUCAGCACAAGUCGUCGCAGAAAGGUCAAGUAAAUUAUCAGCAACUCGAGGCUGCCGGUGUCAAAGUCAUUCGCGCGCCAAAAGUCGAAUGGUUUGAUCAUCAGAAGAAGCGCCAGCUUACUGAGACGUCGUCCACUUGCCAGGUAGCAGUAGCACAACCUUUCGCUCCCCGCGAGCAAUACAAAGCCAAAAAGAGAAAGCUCGAUACCAAGCAGGCUGCGGCUCCAGGCUCUUCAUCUGUUCCAGACCCUACUCCUAGUUUGGAGCACAAGGACAAGCAAGUCCGGCGCGGCCUCAAUGUCAAAUCUACUAUCCGGGAGGAAGAACAGCUACCUGCCGGAGAACGAGCAAUCAAUCCUCAUGAAAGAGAGGCUGGGGAGAGCGAAUCAUCCUUGACAGAGGCGGUCCAUGCAGAGUCUCGCAAUGACAGGUCAAGUGUCAAGCCCACAGAUGACGGGGAGCAUAUGUAUUUCUUGGCAAAGCCACGCACUACUUCGAGCCGAUCCGUCCUAAUACCACUCGACUCGAAUGCUACACUUGGCGAGUGCCUCAACGGCCGCACAGUCCUUGAGUUUCCAACCAUCUAUGUGUUCCCUAGUUCGAUGGAGCUAUCUGAUGAGUUCAUGCUGGAGCAAGACUAUCUCAAGCAAGAAGGAGAAGACCAGAAAGAGUUCGAUGAACUCAUCAACGAAUUGGAUCCCGAAAUCUUGAAACGAUUGAAAGAAAACAACCAGCAAUCAGGACACAAUGCCAGAGACGAGGUGGUAGACAGCAAGGAAAUAUUGGACGUGCUGAAAAAGGACUUCGGCGCCGUUAUCUGA
Messenger RNA from Parastagonospora nodorum SN15, 1089 nucleotides. RefSeq lists its product as hypothetical. The record is from RefSeq and is a predicted model, not a curated record. Gene Ontology annotation, biological process: maturation of LSU-rRNA from tricistronic rRNA transcript (SSU-rRNA, 5.8S rRNA, LSU-rRNA); box C/D snoRNP assembly; snoRNA localization. Bases 1 to 1089 code for a protein of 362 amino acids. The transcript is spliced from 3 exons. Lineage: Eukaryota; Fungi; Ascomycota; Dothideomycetes; Pleosporales; Phaeosphaeriaceae. Gene Ontology annotation, cellular component: nucleus; pre-snoRNP complex.